AUGAGCAACAAAAUGUGGGAGGUUGAUCCCGAAACAAAGAGCAAGCUCCUAGAUAUCCAAAAGACCAAUGAGAACAACCGCUGUGUCGACUGCGGUGCUCCCAGCCCGCAAUGGGCUUCCCCCAAGUUCGGCAUCUUCUUCUGCCUCUCGUGUUCUGGUACCCACCGCUCCCUCGGUGUUCACAUCUCCUUCGUACGCUCAAUCACUAUGGACUCGUUCAAGGUCCAGGAAGUCGAGCGCAUGUCCAAGGGCGGCAACAGACCAUGGAAGGACUUCUUCGACUCCCACGAAUCAAACACCCUCCAGGCUCGUACCUUUGACGAAUGCACGAUCCAGGAACGCUACGACAGUGACGCUGGUGAAGAGUGGAAAGAACGCCUGACCGCAAAGGUCGAGGGCAAGGAAUACGUUCCUGGUACGAAGAGCAGUGCUAUGCCUGCUCGAGCAAAGCCUGCCACCUCGGCCUCAACGAGCAGGAGCCAGACUCCGCUCGGUGCCUCGUCUGCCGGUCCCCCAACACAAAAAGUUCAGAACGAAGCCUACUUUGCCCGCAUGGGUGCCGAGAACGCACACAGACCCGACUCUCUACCUCCCAAUCAGGGCGGUAAGUAUGCUGGUUUUGGUAGCGAUCCCACGCCCUCGUCUUCCUCAGCCUCUACCUCAAUCCCUGGUGUCGACGACUUCCAAAAGGAUCCCGUUGCCGCUCUCACGAAAGGAUUUGGUUGGUUGAGCAGUACCGUGACCAAACAGGCCAAGACUGGCUACGAUGGGUGGGUAAAGCCCAACAUGCAGAAGCUGGCAGAAGCCGAUCUCGCAGCUCAGGCACGUAUGACGGCGGCACAGUUGGGACAGGGCAUUCAGACCGGCACCAAGGCGGCUGCCGAGAACUUCAACCGCUUUGUCGAGGGCGACGAGAGACUGGCGCCAAAGGGAGGAGCCAAGGGUCCGGCAGCAGACAAGCGCGACUUCUGGGACAGCUUUGGUGAACCUCCUCAGGGACCUGCAAAUGACAAAAAGGACUUUUGGGAUGACUUCGCCGCUGCUGGCGAAACGGCAACACAAAAGAAAGCUGCCUCAUCCAGUAUAGGAACAAGUGCCAUGAAGAAGCCUGCAAGCGGGUCACAGCAAAAGUCUGGCGAUGAUGCAUGGGGCGACUGGUAG
Messenger RNA from Aureobasidium pullulans EXF-150, 1161 nucleotides. RefSeq names its product zinc finger protein gcs1. Gene Ontology annotation, cellular component: Golgi membrane. Bases 1 to 1161 code for a protein of 386 amino acids. Gene Ontology annotation, molecular function: GTPase activator activity. Gene Ontology annotation, biological process: regulation of endocytosis; regulation of ARF protein signal transduction. NCBI's taxonomy places the organism in Eukaryota, Fungi, Ascomycota, Dothideomycetes, Dothideales, Saccotheciaceae. The transcript has 4 exons. The record is from RefSeq and is a predicted model, not a curated record.